This is a messenger RNA of Arvicola amphibius (Eurasian water vole), 1617 nucleotides long. RefSeq names its product N-terminal glutamine amidase 1 (gene Ntaq1). Gene Ontology annotation, cellular component: cytosol; nucleus. The record is from RefSeq and is a predicted model, not a curated record. The transcript has 6 exons. Gene Ontology annotation, molecular function: protein-N-terminal asparagine amidohydrolase activity; protein-N-terminal glutamine amidohydrolase activity. NCBI's taxonomy places the organism in Eukaryota, Metazoa, Chordata, Mammalia, Rodentia, Cricetidae. Bases 393 to 962 code for a protein of 189 amino acids.
UCUUUCCUCCUCCCGGCCCUCUCUCGAGCGCCGGGCGGGCCUACGCUGCCGGGGUUUGGCGUUUGGGAACGCACCCCUGGUCUCCUUAGCUGAGCCUGGGCAGUGGGUGGAGUUGAAGGGGUGACGGCUGCCCGCGCGUCCUGGUGCCUGGGAACAAAAAAAGAGGAGUUAGGCUGUUGACCCUGGGUAACUGCAGAAGUCCGUGUGGUUUCAGAAUGAGGUACAGGUCGUUUUUAAUUUAAAAGACAAAUGAAGACAGAGAGUUUGAGGUAGCGGGAAAUCCAGCCAGGCAACAGUACCACUAUCCUGAUCACUGUACUUGCGAGAUGAUAACGGUUGCAUUUGCACUGCCCUUGCCGUAUGCCGAACAUUGUCUUGGGUGCUUCGUGUAAAUGAACUCAGUUGAACUCCACAGUCACCCCAAGAGUGAGGAAAACAUUUGGAAACUCUGUGAAUACAUCAAAACCCAUGACCAGUACCCCUUGGAAGAGUGUUCCGCUGUCUUCAUAUCAAAUGAGAGGAAGAUGGUACCUAUUUGGAAACAGCAGGCAAGACCUGGGAAUGGACCUGUAAUCUGGGAUUACCACGUCAUCCUGCUUCACGUGUCCAGUGAAGGACAGAGCUUCAUUUAUGAUCUUGACACUAUUUUGCCAUUUCCCUGCCCUUUCAACAUUUACGUAGAAGAUGCCCUUAAGUCUGAUGAUGACAUUCAUCCACAGUUUAGGAGGAAAUUUAGAGUGGUUCGUGCUGAUUCCUACUUGAAGAACUUUGCUUCUGACCGGUCUCACAUGAAAGAUUCCAGUGGGAACUGGAGAGAGCCUCCUCCAGCGUACCCCUGCAUUGAAACUGGAGACUCCAAAAUGAACCUGAAUGACUUCAUCAGCAUGGAUCCUGAAGUAGGAUGGGGAGCUGUCUACACGCUGCCUGAGUUUGUACAUCGGUUUAGCAGUAAAAACUGCUGAGCCUGAUGCUAGAGUGUGGACUGGAGAGGUUCUAGGCUAUGAGUAAGCCGUCUUUUCAUGGUACAUGUAGUUUGGAGGUAUAUUUUUUCUUAUUUAUUUUGAGUGGAAACAUUAAUGAACGCAAAUAUAAAUGAAUGUUCCCCCCCCCCCCUUUUUUUUUUUGGCUUGGGAAGCUAUCCUGGAGUUCUGUCUCCAACCCUAAGUUAGUCAGUUCCAAGCCUCAGACACAGAUAAACAAGUAAAAUAAAAGCUUUCCUAUUGAUAGGCCACACACAGCAUAUAGUUGCUAAGAUAGUCCCAUGACUUAUUUGUUUAGAUGUGCGGUAACCUAGGCCAGCAAUUGCUUUUCUUAAACUAGAAGUGUGGACUUGGAGCCAGCUCCUGUUUGCUCUCUCUGCUUCCUGUCCUGCUAGACUCUAAACUCCUUGAGCAUAGGGUUGUGGCCUGUGGCUCUGAGAACCUCUGUUGCCCAUUAGAGGUUCCUGUGAAAUGUUCCAGAGAGCUCUGCUGCUCGGAAAGGACGAUAUUGUGAGCUGAAUCAGCUAGAAGUAUUAGUCUUUUUGGACUACGAUGUUUAAAAAAGUUGUAGAUAUUUUGACUGAGUGUUAUUUGGCCCAUUUAUAUGCAUAGUUUAAAUAAAACUGACUUAAAAUUA